AACAACCUCGCGGAGCAUGGCGACCAACAGGUCUAACCCGGAAGAUAGACGAGAACCGGAUCAGGCCUUAAGUAAGAUAGCCUCGGGACAUAAAUAGCACAACGCAACAGAUUCAAAUCUACCCUUGCUGUUAAAAGAGAAUUCCGUACAUUACCAGAUCACCAUGACAACUAACUGGCAGCCAACGGCUGAUGACCUGGAGUCCAUCGCAGCGGCCAAAACAGCCUUCAAGCAGGGCAACACGAAUGAUGACGUCAUCAAGUUUUACUCAGAGUGGGUCAAAGAGGGAAAGUAUCAGAAGGACACGGAGCCUGAGCGGUACCGGGCCCACAUCCUGGCCUGUGAAAAUAUCGAGAACUACUACCCCGGAAGUAAGGAUGAGGUCAAGGUCAUCGAUAUUGGCGCUGGGACCGGCCGCGUGGCGGUGGAGCUUUUGAAGAAAGGUUUUAAGGUCAUGGACGCCUUAGAACCCACGGCUGAGAUGUUAGACGAGGCAAAGGAACAGAACCUGUAUAAGAACUAUAUGCAGCUUGGUAUCGGCGCUGACAGACUCCCUAUAGACGACAAUACCUAUGACCUUGCAAUCGUUUCCGGUGCUAUGGGUGAAGGCCACAUCCCUUGUGAAGCGCUUCACGAAAUGGCUAGAAUCGUCCGGCCAGGCGGGAUCAUUUCCAUAUCCAUGAGAGAAGAGUUCCUGGACUCCUGCACCGACUAUAGGGGGCGUCUCGAGCCUUUGAUGAAGAAGAUGGAAGAGGACGGAGAAUGGAAACUGGUGUCACGUGAAAUUAGACCGAAUUACUACUGUGGAAAAUCUGGCUUAGUGUAUCGAUAUUCCCCUUGUUGAAUAAGCUGAUUGAAUGAAAUAUAUUAGGCAUUUAUUCUAGAUAUUUUUGUGAGAGAGCUGGGAUAUUGUAAUGAGUUGUCGAUGAGAUGGUGCAGCGUAGCGCUCCUCUCUGGGUUCGUCCACUGCCUUCUAAGGCUCAACUUCCGCUGUCUGACACUGCCCGCUAAGGCCCAACUUCCGCUGUCUGACACUACCCGCUAAGGCCAAACUUCCGCUGUCUGACACUGCCCGCUAAGGCUCAACUUCCGCUGUCUGACACUGCCUGCUAAGGCUCAACUUCCGCUGCCUGGCACUGCCCGCUAAGGCUCAACUUCCGCUGUCCGACACUGUCCGCUAAGGCUCAACUUCAGAGGUCCGACACUGUCUGCUAAGGCUUAGCUUCCGCUGUCUGACACUGCCCGCUCUGGCAACUGCCGUCUUAAGGGACGGCAGAAAUAAACUUCAAUGCAAGAAUCCUAUGUCAGCAUUUUUUUCUUUGCGAAGAGUUCUAUUUUAGAAACAGCAAAGUUUGAUAAUUUCAUAAACAGACAUGUGGACAGGGACCUAAUAACACAGCUAAAGUUUUAAAAGAUCCCUGUGUUUUAGUUUGGUGGAUAGCGUUAUGUAACUGAACAGGUCUCUGACACUGGGGGAUUUUUACAUACAGAUAUCACGCUUGUAGUGAUUACAUAAACUGAUGUACUAAAGCGAGUUCGCACCUGAUGUUUUGGGAAAAUGUUCCAAAAGAUUACGUAAAUAUUUUGAAAAGCGUUUUGAGUGGGACUCACAGGGCACAGACGCUGUGCACAUGUUUACAAAACACUAAAUGUGUAUUUUCUGUUGUACGUCAGUUUAUGUUAGCUGGAAUGUUGUGGACUGCGGCGUUAAACAUCAUUCAUUCAUGGUGUGCUUGCAGUACAGAACAUCACACUUUUAGUCCAGAUAAUAAGUAGGUUUUAUUCCAGUUUGCGCUCCAGCAAACAUUCAGUUAAUUCUUGUUUUCUUUUUUUUCCAGUUAAUGUGGAAUAAACAAAGCCUUUUUAGAAAGUGAGUGAGCGUGGUUUUACGCCGCUUUUAGCAAUAUUCCAGCAAUAUCACGGCGGGGACACCAGAAAUGUGCUUCACACAUUGUGCCCAUGUGGGGAAUCGAAUCCGGGUCUUCGGCGUGACCAGCGAACGCUUUAACCACUCGGCUACCCCACCGCCCCUUUUAGAAAGUGGUUAAAUGUUACGUAUGGUAUAUUUAGGAUUAUACUUUCUUCGUGUAGUACAGUUUCUAGUGCUUUUGGGGGUUGAGUUCUAUACGAACUACUCACAAUAUGACAAGGAGACACGUGAAUGACACCUGGGCCACAAAGUGAUUGUAGCACUACGACUCCUAUAAGCAUAUGAUAAGUAUAGACCGCCAGUGCAAAAGAAUACCCAGUCUUGCCUAUCCUCCGUCUUGGUGUGAAGGGACGAGGGUAGGACAAAAUCCCACCCGGACAAAAUCCCACCCAGACAAAAUCCCACCCGGACAAAAUCCCACCCAGACAAAAUCCCACCGACACACUCCCACGCGGACAAAAUCCCAACAGUGGGAAAAUUGUUUACAAUUUAUUUUAAAUAGAUAUUGUUAUUUUUCCUAAUAAAUAUGGGAUUUUGUCCUAUGUUGAUAAUUUUGGUGCGGGAUUUUGUCCGUAGAAAUUUUGUCCGGUAUGGGAUUUUGUCCGUCCCCCGGAGGGACAAUGGCUGUUCAAAGUAUAUGAGUGAAUCACUGAAAAUCAGUUUUGUUUGUUUGUUUCUUGUUUAACCAGACAAUCAUCAUCAUGAGCAUCGAUUUACCUAACUGGGAUACGAUGACAUGUGUCAUCUAAGUCAGAGAGUCUGACCAUCCGAUCCGUUAGUCGCCGCUUACGACAAGCAUGGGUCACCCACACAAGGUGUACCUACCGGCAUAGGCGGAUCCAGAGGCGGGUUGCAGGAGUGCGCACACCUACUUUUGUCCUGAAGGUUUAUCAAAUGACUGGUUUCACAUUUUCAACUUUCUCAUUAUGACCCGUAUUCAGUAUACUAGUAUAUAUGUAUUUUCAUGUUUCCUGGUGUGUAAUACAAUUUGUAUGAUUACAUUGUACUCAGCAUUAAAGAAGGUACAGCAGUGUU
This is a messenger RNA of Haliotis rubra (blacklip abalone), 2965 nucleotides long. RefSeq lists its product as uncharacterized. The record is from RefSeq and is a predicted model, not a curated record. Bases 164 to 844 code for a protein of 226 amino acids. The transcript has 7 exons. NCBI's taxonomy places the organism in Eukaryota, Metazoa, Mollusca, Gastropoda, Lepetellida, Haliotidae.